Molecule: messenger RNA, 465 nt
Organism: Prunus armeniaca (apricot)
Lineage: Eukaryota; Viridiplantae; Streptophyta; Magnoliopsida; Rosales; Rosaceae
Source: the annotation of a GenBank genome assembly
AUGGCCUCGUAUGACACAUGGAUAUGGCAUGCCUUUUUUGGAGCCACUGGAUCCAACAAUGAUAUCAACAUUUUAGCUCGUUCUCCAUUGUUCAAUGAUAUGGUACAUGGAGUGGCUCAUCACAUUGAAUAUAUUGUCAAUGGAAAUCAAUACCAUUUGGGCUACUAUUUGGCAGAUGGGAUCUACCCCCGUUGGGCUACUUUGGUGAAUACCAUAUAUUCUCCUGAUAACCCAAAAAAGAGGCUUUUUGCACAAAUGCAAGAAGCGUACAUGAAGGAUGUUGAAAGAGCAUUUGGAAUACUACAGGCUCGAUCGGCUAUUGUUUUGGGCCCUACACAUAUGUGGUGCAAGGAUAACCUCCACUCAAUCAUGAUGACGUGUAUAAUUUUACACAACAUGAUUGUGGAGGAUGAAAACGAAUAUGUUGAAGAGGAAUCUAAUGAUGAGGAUAUGUGUUUACAAUGA